AUGUCGUCGAAACCCUUCGAUAUCCCGAAGAUUCAGAAAUGUUGGAUUCGCCAGAACCUCAAGAACCACUACGGGAGAGAUAGACUCGUACUCAGAUCGGAGGAGCACUCGAGGGAUAGCGACGGAGAGAUCAGUGAGGAAGGAGACUUAGAGGAUGAUGAGGAUGUGCCUGGGGUCGAAAUUUCAGUGGAGGUCGAGGCCGAAGGCAAAAAAGCCCAAGUCAUCGACGAGUCGGAAUUGGAGACACCUGAUCUUGGUGCAUUUACGACAGUCUUCCGUGCUUUGAAUGAACUUCAGCCUCGCCAAUUCCCAUUCGUAACCGCCGCUGUGUCUGCCACGCCGGCACCGCUUCUGCAACAGCCACUUUCGUCAUCCACGACGCCCUCUUUGCUCUCCCCGCUCGAGUACGACUCGGAUACCCACAGAGGAUCCACCGUGUGGAACCACCAGCCUAUUGCUUCCUAUCUAUCCUACACCCACUCCUCCACUUCCACCUCUCGCGAACUCGCCUCAUCCAGAGGCACACGCUCACUACCCCCAUCCGAGCACCUCUCGUCCGAAGAGAACGAGACGGAAGGCGAACCUUUCAUUGACGACGACAUUCACGAAGAUGACGAGCACGAGCAUACUCAUGACGAGGAGGAGGAGGAAGAUGAGGAGGAAGACGAAGACGUUGACGAAGACAAUGGCCCAUUCGAUAGGCCGUCGCUGGGUUAUCUCGACGAGGCCCUCGAUUUCAUUGCUGCAGAGCGCGCUAAGCUAGCCGCACAGCGUGCAUCCUCCUCCACUGCCUACCGUGGCAACAGCUCCACCUCCGAAAGCCCAUGGCAUCAGUCUCCCUCCGCCAGGCGUAAGCGCCGGCGGAAGAAGGCGAAGUCUAUCGUGCGCAACAUACUGCGUCGCGAACCUGGCGCUGACUCAGAGACCGUUGCUGCUGUCGCUGUCGCCGCCACAACCAUUCUCGACGCUGAAGAGGAGGAAGACGAAUCGUCGUCUUCGCUCGAUACCUCAUCGCCGUACUACAAAUCCACGCCCGCUACUCCGCCGAAACUGAAGAAGGAGCGCAGAGCUGGUUUGAAUACCGCGGUGGAGUCAAAUCCUAGGCUGAGCCACAGUAAAUCAACGCCCAGUCUCAGAACGUUAGCCGUCCCUCUCGAUCCCCGACUCGCUCGCUUGCGUUUGCUCUCUGCCAAGCUUCGUUCUAUGUUCCCGGACGAUGCGGAGCGCUUGAACGCCUCGACUGUAUUAUCUAAUGAUCAACAUAUCAACAAUUUCACUUCCUCUGCAUCUCCUAGUAUUUCUAUUCCUUUCGGCUUUCUGGACACACGGGGACCGGCUCCGAGGGCUGGUCAACCGUUGACGCAUGUUUUUAUAGACUUUUCCAAUAUUCUCAUUGGCUAUUUAAAUCAUCUCCGCCGCCAUCCUCACCACCUCCACCUCCACUCCCAACACCCUACUCAACGCCACCAGCGUAACAGCUCAACGAGCAACACCGGCACAGGCUCCGGAUCCUCCAACGCUCCUUCCUUUCACAAACAGCCGAAACAUCUCUCGCACUCUGCGCUCGCCCUCAUCCUCGAACGCUGCCGACCCGUCACGCGACGCGUCUUGGCUGCGUCUUCGCCUCUUUAUCAACCUAUGGACACGGCGGAGCAGCUGGGGUAUGAGGUCAGAGUCUAUGCGAGGGUGCCCGAUACGGGCGAUGGUGCGGAUAGGCUCGCGAAAUAUCAGCAGCAGCAGCAAAGCCAUCAGGGACAGGGCCCGACGCAAUCGAUACCGCAGAAGAAGGGCCGUGCAGCGAAGCAUAACAGGAGGAUCUCAGCGGGCGGGACUUCAACUUCGAACGAAUCCGAGACGGGCCAUCAAGGUCCACAUCAACCUCAAUUGCACCCCCAUCGCCCAUUCGCGGGUCCGCUUCAACAGCAACAGCAACAGCUUGGCUUACAUUCGAACUCGUCCACCGGUCGCGUCAAGAUGCGCGAGCAGGGAGUCGACGAGCUUCUUCAAUUGAAACUGCAUCAGGCCAUCGCGGACGUCGAUACGCCGCCGCUCGGGUCGACUAUAGUACUCGCCACGGGAGAUGGGAAUGUGGGGCAGUUUAACGAGGAGGGGUUCUUGGGGUGUGUGAAGACGGCGUUGAAGAAAGGGUGGAAGGUCGAGUUGUAUGCUUGGGAGAGUGGGUUGGCCAGGGCUUGGGUGAGGGAGUUUGGGGACGGAGGGAACCCGAGUUUGGCGAAGAGGAUGGGGGAUGGGAGGGAUAAUGACAAGGAUAGGGACGGGGGGAAGGACGCGAAGGAGAGGGAGAGAGAGAAGGCAGAGAGGGAAGAGAAGGAGAGGCAGCAGCAGCAGUGGGCGGGCAAGUUCCGCAUUGUUUUCAUGGAUCAGUUUGGAGCAGAUCUUUUGGAUGGGUGAUCGUCAAGAUGGAGCGGAAGAUGGAGGCGCAUGCGGAAUUCGAAUAAUCGGCGAACGUGUACGAUAUCUCGCGGGCGGAAGUCUUUGUGUCUUGGGUUGUGGUUAGAGUGAUGGAGUUUGGGUAGGUCGUUCGAGGGAUGAUGGAAAGCCGGGAAGGGAAUGUGGCGAGACCAAUCCGUUGGUUGUGGGCCAUUGAUACCGCACAUCAUGGGCGGUUCGUCGGCGGUACAGACUAUGCGUUCUCCCUCGCUGAAUUAUAGCAUUGGUCGCAUCGUCGUUCGACGGUCUUUGACACUUCUUUCCCACAUCUUCCGAGCUUCAGUGCGUGCGCCUGCCAUGCGCGUAGUAUUCAUUCUAGCUUAUUUUGUUUUGUCGGUGGAAGGUGUACGUUAUUAUUCGCAGUUGGAGGAUACCAUUCACUCUGUCCAAUCUUCCGCGCCUUUCGUCUCCAUCGUACUCAUUGUGUCAUACGCGUUCAUUUUAUUGGAUCGGGGAGUCAGUUCGAGCCGAGAGUGGGUGAAGUCCACGGCUGUCCUUUGUACAUUAUGUUAUUUGGUGGUGUGGGUGGUUGUUACUGGCAGGUAAAUGCACAGGCGAUUUGUGAUUAUUAUUUUCUACUUUACCGAGAAACCUGCUUUUGCGGGGGGCGUAGCACUGUGGCAAGGUUUAUUUUUUUCUCCCGCAAUCAGCAACCUCCUUGUUCUUCC
Molecule: messenger RNA, 3119 nt
Organism: Stereum hirsutum FP-91666 SS1
Lineage: Eukaryota; Fungi; Basidiomycota; Agaricomycetes; Russulales; Stereaceae
Exons: 4
Coding region: 1-2412 (803 amino acids)
Source: RefSeq, a predicted model, not a curated record